GAAAACGUGGAAGAGUACAUGCUCUCUCGCACCGGCCACCCUCAUAUCGUUCGAUUGUUCGGCAGCUUGGUGGUCGAAGGGAGGAGGUGCCUCCUCCUGGACUACUGCGGGAAUGGUUCGUUGCAGAAUUAUCUGGCGACCCGGCGAACCCUCCCCUUGCCCGUGGUGCGACGAAUUUUCCUUUCUCUCCUGGCCGGUGUUAAGAAGAUGCAAUGCCAAGGCAUCGUUCACCGCGAUAUCCGCCCCGAACAAGUGCUGCUGGGAUCGGCGAUGACCGUCAAGCUCGCAGAUCUGGGACUGGCGGAUGAAUGUCUUCCGAAUCGACGUUUCUCCUCGUUCCGCACGCCGUCCCCGUACGCCGCACCCGAAAUAUUUGAGAGUGAGGGGUGUGGGCAGGCUUUCGAGGACUGCUUGCGGAGCGACGUCUGGAGCGUGGGGGCCAUCGCGUAA
Molecule: messenger RNA, 450 nt
Organism: Exophiala aquamarina CBS 119918
Lineage: Eukaryota; Fungi; Ascomycota; Eurotiomycetes; Chaetothyriales; Herpotrichiellaceae
Exons: 1
Biological process (GO): protein phosphorylation
Molecular function (GO): protein kinase activity; ATP binding
Source: RefSeq, a predicted model, not a curated record